UAAUAUUUUUACCCAUACGCGUAGCAAAAUAAAUAUUUUCUCAUACGAUGAUUAAUGAGAAUUCAGAAGUAAACUAUCCAGCAAAUUCCAGAAAAGUAGAAGACGUAUAUCAGUUUACUCACGCAAAAAUUGAAGCGCGUACCUAACAACAGCGGUCAAGAGCCGACGCCAAAAAUCAACUCUGUGUGCAAGUCAAAGAAAAGAAAAAGGAAGGCUAUGGCGACUCUGGGGCGAGUAUUGCGAACCGUACGGCCAAGUGCCGGAGUUGCCAAAACACUCAAUUCCCACCAUCACCGCUCUCUUCGCCGUCUUCCUCACCGCACUGAGGGACUGCCGGCUACCACUGCUACUGCCGGUACUGAUCAUGGGCCCUACCGCUCCUCCUCCGCAAUAUUUCCAGCUGCUCUUGCUGGUCUGUUUGGAUUCGGCAUGCUUCAAGUUGCUUAUGCUGAGGAGGCUGAUUCUCAUUCUGCUUCACUUUACAAACACCUAGAGGAUAUUGCUAAGCAAGAAAGGCAUCGGAUUGAAGACUCCCUCAAACUCAAAGGACUCAAAACUGGUGCUUACCCCAAGUUUAUUGUUGCUGUCAAAGGCCAAAAGGUCACUAUCAAAUUUCAAAUUCCUCCCGCAUGUGACGUUCCUCAGUUGAUUGCCAACCUGGUUUCAAAUCUUGGAUUGAAAGUGGAUGAUCGUUCCGGUGGUUCUCAUAUGCUGCUACGUGCUUGGGACAGUGCAGUUGCCUGGCAACUAACACUUGGUUCUCCAGAAAAGCUUAAUGAAACCAAUCUGGAUGAAGUGCAGUCCGCAGAUACGAAAACAGCUGAAGCAGAUUUAUGCAUUCUCUUCUUCCGUUCACUCAUUACCACAGAUAAAGCAGAAAUUGAAUUUAUAAAGGGUGGGAGCUUGAGCACCACAGAACGUGAUGCUCUGGUAUCUGUUUUACAAUUAGCUGGUGGGAAAUUGAAAACACCUGGAAGAAAUCCGGGUGAAAAUGCUGCACGGAUGCCCUCUAGAGACAAAACAGUUGCUUCUCUGGAGUCUAUGGGAGUACAAAUAUAUGGACUUAAUGAACCACGCAUAAAUUCUCCCAACACUGAUAUAUCGUGGGAGAACAUUGCUGGAUAUGAUCACCAAAAACGAGAAAUAGAAGAUACAAUCUUGUUGGCACUUCAUAGUCCUGAAGUAUAUGACGAUAUUGCUCGUGGAACUAGGCGAAAGUUUGAGUCGAAUAGACCUCGAGCUGUGCUUUUUGAAGGUCCACCAGGCACGGGGAAAACAUCUUGCGCUCGUGUUAUUGCUACUCAAGCGGGUGUACCAUUGCUACAUGUGCCAUUGGAGGUGGUCAUGUCUAAAUACUAUGGGGAAAGUGAAAAAUUGUUAGGAAAAGUUUUUUCUCUUGCUAAUGAGAUCCCUGAUGGUGCUAUCAUCUUUCUAGACGAGGUUGAUUCUUUCGCUGUUGCUCGUGAUACUGAUAUUCACGAGGCUAGUCGUAGAAUUUUGUCAGUUUUACUGCGACAGAUUGAUGGUUUUGAACAAGACAAAAAAGUGGUUGUGAUUGCUGCAACUAAUAGAAAACAGGAUCUCGAUCCUGCCUUGAUCAGCCGGUUUGAUUCCAUGAUUACCUUUGGUCUACCAGACGAACAGACCCGCCAAGAAAUAAUUGCACAGUAUGCAAAGCAUCUAAAGAAAUCUGACAUGGAGGAAUUUGCCAAAAUCACAGACGAAAUGUCAGGAAGGGAUAUCAGGGACGUGUGUCAACAAGCUGAACGGUCAUGGGCAUCAAAGAUAAUUCGAGGACAAACAGAAAAAGAUGGAGAAGGAGGGAGUCUUCCACCACUAUCGGAAUAUAUUGAGAGUGGUAUGAAUCGGAGAAAGGCUCUGGUUAGCAUUGCAGACCAAAGAAGACAAAGUUUUAAUCAACGCACUGAUAGAGGUCAGCUAGAUUUAUGUUAAGAUUAGGUAACAAAAAAAUGAAAGGAUAAGUAUAUGUUGGUUUCUUUUACUGAACCAGAUCAUCUUGUGGUUUGGUGUUGGAGUUUGUUCAUUAGUUUACUUUUUUCUAACUCCUUUGAUGUUCUUAGUCUUUACACUCAGCCUCCGCUGCUGUGGAGUUUCUGUAAACAUAUCAUCUAACCUUUCAGCUGCUGUAAACAUAGGUUAUAUGCCUUUAGUUCAUUUUGUUUUAUAAAAAAGUAAUGAAAUUAUUCACAGUUUAUUUUUA
Mercurialis annua (annual mercury) is the source of this 2221-nucleotide messenger RNA. RefSeq lists its product as uncharacterized. Gene Ontology annotation, cellular component: proteasome regulatory particle, base subcomplex. The coding region runs from base 217 to 1953 and encodes 578 amino acids. NCBI's taxonomy places the organism in Eukaryota, Viridiplantae, Streptophyta, Magnoliopsida, Malpighiales, Euphorbiaceae. Gene Ontology annotation, molecular function: ATP hydrolysis activity; proteasome-activating activity; ATP binding. The record is from RefSeq and is a predicted model, not a curated record. Gene Ontology annotation, biological process: proteasome-mediated ubiquitin-dependent protein catabolic process. The transcript has 14 exons.